Messenger RNA from Fusarium sp. VM40, 1881 nucleotides. Lineage: Eukaryota; Fungi; Ascomycota; Sordariomycetes; Hypocreales; Nectriaceae. The record is from the annotation of a GenBank genome assembly.
AUGGCAGCAGGCGACGGCGACAGCGAUCAACCGCUGUCUCUCCGACCAAAUCCCGUCGCUGAUCGCAAACCUCAAAACAUUGCCGAGUUCAUUGCUCGCGUCAACGCGGAGCCCGGAGGAUUCAGAGCUCUAUCGGAGGCUAAGCUAAGAGAGGAGAUUGCACAAGAGAAUGCGGCCAACGGAGAUGCGCAGGACAAAGACGCCGACAUGGCGGACGGUGACGAAGACGACGACGACGAUCAGGAUGCCAUGAGCGACCCCCAGGAAGUGCGCAUGGAAAUGCUGAAGAACCUCGACGUCGCAGCAAACACAGCCCUCCUUACUCUCGACUUCCUCUCCCUCCUCAUAUCGAAGCAGAACCCUACACAAGCCGGAGCAACUCUAUCGCAGGGCCUUCGAGAAAUGGUCGGCAUAGGCACAUUGGGCGCUGAUAAGCUGGAUAACCCGCCCAUUACCCCAGCCAAGGCGCAAGAGCAGGAGAAUAUCGCUUUAGGAUUGACUCUAAUGCAGACCGACAAGGCACGAGAUGCUGCUGAGGCUGCUAGCUCCUUCUUAGAAAAAGAGGUUACGGCCGAGGGGAAAUACUGGGAGGAAAUCUUGGCUGUUCAAAAGACUGGCUGGUCUAUAUCCAGGGUUCCCCAAGAGAGACAUAUCCUGGGUGUCCGGUUCGGCUUUUUAGAAGCUGCACCUGAGUAUAGAAAUAGCCUUGCACCUAUGAGACGAGGCGACGACGGUGCAGUUCAACUUGACUGUGGCCGGCUGGGAGGAGUGUCAGAACGAGUCGUGGUCACCUAUGAGAAGGAUGGCCAAAUCACCGGCCGCUCUGCUUUACCAGCGGAGACAGCCGAUGACGCUCCCCUCGAGCAGAGAGUUCUUGAAGCUCGCAACACUAUAUUCUCACAAGAGCUUUGGCACGAGCUUACACGUGAAGCCCGCACCCUAGCAGCCUACGAUGUUAAGCUAGAUGGUCCGCGGUUAAUCUGCGACAUUGACCCUGCGUCCAAAUCAAGGAUUAUUUUGGAGUUGGUGCCGCUAAGUUCUCAGGCUUCAUCAGAUGAGACUCUUCCUGACAGUCACGCCGCUGAGACGAUAUCGCUCGCUUUACACAUCCUCCUUGGCUACGCUCACAGACAGAACGAGCUUACGAGGACACGCCCUAUGCCACCGCACAUCCCGCGAUCUCGAGGUCAACAAACCAACGCCCUCCUUCGACCUAUUGUUGCUCGCCUCAUGCACCUCCACAACGUCCAGCUCGUUACCAAGCACAUCGGUGCCCUUGUCCAGUCACUCAAGCGCGCCGGUCUCCCCUCUCGCUUUGUCCUUCAUACAGCCACAACCUCCCUCUCUGACUCUGAUCCUGCGAGCCAAGGUCCUAAUCAGCUUGCAUCUUCGCAAACCAUGAUCCGAAACAUGCUCCAGCCAAUCGAGUUCAACAUCAAGCUCACUAUCCUUCCAAACACCACAUUUACUGUUCGUGGCCGAACAUUCCACUUCCCUGUUACCGCGACAUACUAUUAUGUAAUCACGCCUCCUAACUCACCUCUGUCAUCUGUCUGCGCUCCCUACCGGGACGGAUAUCCAGACCCUGAUGCCCUGGCUGACUAUCUCGGCACUGCGACCACACGUCUACUUGUCGAGCACUAUCUCUCUAGUCUUUCCUCUCCUUGGAUCAAGAGUAUUCAAGGUAACUCCAUCCGGAACCUCGAGAACGAAGAGUUUGAGCUGUUUUUCGCGAUCACGGAAACGCCGGCCUUGCUGGUGAGGAGCACGGCCUUAGCCGACGGAAAGACGAUGCGUCAGGAGUGGACCUGGUCAGAUGACACCACGAAGGACCCUGUGCAGGAUAUAGUCGACCGCGAGACUCAGAAGAUGUCUUCUUAG